UUACUUGUGUGAUGAGGAAGCCGGAAAUACGUAUGAUCACGUAGAGUGCUGUGCGACCGGCUCGGAGCAGUGUGUAGCACCUAGUUUGGUCUUCUUUCUUUGUAAAACAUAUUUUUAAAGCUGUUCUUUUUAAAUUUCCCGGAGCCACAUAAGCGGGUCCAGCUGCUGUCAUGUCUUCCGAUGCCCUGAAAAAGCGAAAACCUAAAGUGAUCCGCAACGAGGGAGGCACCCCAGAGAACAAGCGCAGCAGAGGGGACGGUGACCAGGCCAGUAUCUAUAACUGUAGCUUAUUGUGUAGAGAGUUUUCAGUAGAAAUUGAGGAGCGCCGAAUGCAGAGUUGCAUCCACUUCAUGACGCUGAAGAAGCUCAACCGCCUGGCACACAUGCGGCUGAAAAAGGGGCGUGACCAAACCCAUGAGGCCAAGCAGCGAGUUGAUGCCCUUCAUCUGCAGCUGCAGAAUCUGCUGUAUGAAGUCAUGCACCUUCAGAAAGAGAUCAGCAAGUGUCUUGAAUUCAAGUCCAAGCACGAAGAGAUAGAACUUGUUACUUUGGAUGAAUUUUUCCAGGAAGCACCACCUGAAAUCUCUCGGCUACAAUUCACAAAGGAUGACCCCCACCAGCAGACGUUAGCCCGCCUAGACUGGGAGCUGGAGCAGAGAAAGAGACUUGCAGAAAAGUACAAAGACUCACUGGCUAGUAAGGAAAAGAUUCUGAAGAGCAUUGAGGUGAAGAAGGAGUACUUGAGUAGCUUGCAGCCAGGUCUUAAUGCUAUCAUGCAGGCCUCCCUUCCUGUGCAGGAGUACCUGUGCAUGCCAUUUGAGCAUGUGCAGAAGCAAAAUGAAGUGGCCAGACACCUGCCCCCGCCUCUGUAUGUGCUUCUCGUCCAGGUCAAUGCCUACAGUCAGGCCUGUGAUAAAAGCAUCACUGUGUCAAUUAGUGGUGAUGUGGAUGAAGCCAAGGCCUUGUCCAAACCACCAGAGGACUCCCAAGAUGAUGAGAGCGAUUCUGACGCAGAGGAGGAGCUUCAGAACACAAAGAGACGGCGGCCAACACUCGGUGUACAGCUGGAUGACAAGCGCAGGGAGAUGCUGAAGCCUCAUCCCCUGUCCCUCUGUGUGGACCUCAAGUGUAAAGAUGGCAGUGUUCUGCAUCUAUUCUUCUACUACCUGAUGAACCUGAACAUUAUGACUGUGAAGGCCAAGGUGUCUACAGCUGCAGACCUGGCCGGAGCCAUCAGUGCUGGAGAGCUGCUGAAUUCAGAGACUUUGCUCAGCUGCCUGUAUGCUAAUGACAAAGGUUCAGAGACUCCUAAUCCAGCCAAUCGAUACCAGUUUGACAAAGUGGGGAUUGCCACAUUUGGGGACUACGUGUCAGAGCUGGGACACCCCUACAUCUGGGUACAAAAUCUUGGAGGGCUCCAGUUCCCCAGCGACAGGCCAGAGGCUCCCCCAGAUGGAAAAUCCCUGAGUGCCAGCCACAUGGAGAGCAGCAUGAAACUGCUGAAGGGCCGCCUGCAGUCUCGCCUUGCCUUGCACAAGCAGUUCAGUUCCCUGGAGCACAGCAUAGUACCCGUAUCAAGCGAAUGUCAGCACCUUUUCCCAGCCAAAGUGGUCUCCCGUCUGGCCCGAUGGACCACUAUGACCUACCUGGAGUAUGCGGAGCUUCCCUAUACCCAGCAUGUAGUCCAGGCUGGCUUGGCGCAGGACACUGACCUGUACUUCCUGGCUCAGGUAGAAAGAGGCACUGCGUGCUUGCAGGCGGCAAUGGUGCUAAACCCACGCUACCCUGAGGUCACCCCGCUGUUUGCACUCUCCCUCAACUGGAAAGGGGAGCGCACUGGCCGUACUGAUGACAACCUGAGGGCCAUGGAGAGCGAGGUGAAUGUGUUCAGGAUGGAGCUGCAGGGGCCCCGCCCAGGCUAUCAGCUGCUGACCAAUCAGCUGCAGCGGCUCUGCCUGUGCCUGGACGUGUAUCUGGAGACAGAGAGCCAGGAUGAUAGCGUAGAGGGCCCACGUGAGUUCCCUCGGGAGAAGAUGUGCCUGCGGACAGUGAGGGGUCCGAACAGGCUGAAGCCUUUUAAAUACAACCAUCCCCAGGGCUUCUUCAGUCACCGCUGAGUGAAGAUGAGGAUUGCGCUACAUGCCAGCCUCUCCCUUGAAUGGCUUGUUUUUUUUUUUACUUGUCUGUGAAUUGGACAAUAAAGGUGGUUGUUUUUCUGAGAA
Messenger RNA from Paramormyrops kingsleyae, 2222 nucleotides. Lineage: Eukaryota; Metazoa; Chordata; Actinopteri; Osteoglossiformes; Mormyridae. The record is from RefSeq and is a predicted model, not a curated record.